Elaeis guineensis (African oil palm) is the source of this 1645-nucleotide messenger RNA. The record is from RefSeq and is a predicted model, not a curated record. NCBI's taxonomy places the organism in Eukaryota, Viridiplantae, Streptophyta, Magnoliopsida, Arecales, Arecaceae.
CAAGAAUCUGGCCGGGAACCCCAGGUUUAUACGGGAUCCCGGCCCUGGACUCGAGAAGACGCCCGGUUUGUGAAGGAUAUUCCGGUGAUAUCUCCAGUUUCUUAUCCGUCCCGAGUGGCGCCUCUCCCCGAAGACAGGGCAUCAGCUCCGGCGGAAGAGGGAGCGGAGGAGGACAAAAAAGGGGAAGAUGAACAGCUGCGAAGAGAGGCGAGGAGGAUCGAAUCGGAUGCCCGUGCGAGGAGCUUUUUUGCUAUUCAAGAAGAGGAGAAGAUUCCAUUCCCGACGCUCGUCAAGCUUGAGAAGAGGCCACAGAAGGUUCCUAUGGAUCUAAUGGAGGCCAUUCGAGGAGUCCAGGGCAAUGCAAAGCGCAAUUUUGUCGAAACAGUUGAAGCUCAUGUUAAUUUGGGUGUUGAUCCACGUCGAGGUGACCAGAUGGUUCGUGGUGCUUUAACACUGCCUCAUGGCACUGGAAAGUCCGUUAGAGUAGCUGUGUUUGCUGAAGGGCCUGCAGCAGAUGAAGCCAGAGCUGCAGGAGCUGACGUAGUUGGUGGCGAUAAACUUAUUGAGGAAAUUAAAAAUGGAGGGGGCAAACUUAACUUUGACAAGUGUAUUGCAACACCUAUGUUUAUGCCUCGUCUUUCCAAGAUUGCCAGGAUCCUAGGUCCACGUGGUUUGAUGCCGAAUCCUAAACUAGGAUCUGUGACAAGUGAUGUUUCUGGUGCAGUAGAAGAGGCAAAAAGUGGUCGUAUUGAUUUUAAAAUUGAUAAAACUGCUAUUGUGCAUGCAGGCCUUGGGAAGGUGAACUUUUCUGAGGAGGCCCUCCGUGAAAAUAUUGGAGCUUUUGUACAUGCUCUUUUGCUCGCAAAGCCUGUGGGAUUGAAAAGAACUUCCAAAUAUGCUGGAUAUGUGAAGAAUUUCACAUUGAGUAGCACGAUGGGACCUGGAUUUCCUGUUUCAAUACAGUCAUUAUCUGUGGCUGCAGAUCAUUAUAACAAGAUGCAAAUCAAGUAGUGGUCAUUUUUUGCAUUUGCAAUUUUCAGUAGAGCUGGCACGUGGAGUCAGAUGCAGUUAUGCAUGCGCUGCCUAAUUUUAUAGCUACCCGACAAUCAUAUAUGCAAGAUUGUAGUUUUGUAUCAACCUGACCUAUCUGAGGUCUAGGUACUGCCACUGUUGUUCCUCUAAAUGACGUUUUGGUUGCGGAUUUGACCAUGUUCUCCUUGAUGGCAACUGUGGAUGCUGCAACAGGAAUUGUUGCCAUCACAACCUGCUGCUUUACCAGAUGCGAGGUGCUUAGGGCUAGUUCUUAACUUGAGGCGCCAAUUCUUUUUUCUUUUUCUUUUUUUUGCUUUUUUAGUGUGUAUGUUAAUGGCAACAUCUGCUUAUUUCUCUUUCUUUUGCCAAUGAUUUCACUUAAAAUCAAAGAUUUGCUGCAAUGUUGUUGCUGUAAAGUAACAGUGGUAGUGUGGUACCAACCCUUUUGGAUCGUGAUUCAUAAGCUCUAGUUUUUUAGCUUAUUUUCUUUUAUUUUUUCAGUGAAAAAUGAUGCUGUCUGGAUAAUUAUUUAGAGGACUUUUGAGCGGGAAUGCCAUUGUCACUGAAUAAUUUUCUAUAGUAAUCCUUGUGCAAAUAUGUUUGCAGUGUUGCU